Messenger RNA from Polypterus senegalus (gray bichir), 4939 nucleotides. Its product is annotated as zinc finger protein 883-like. Gene Ontology annotation, molecular function: DNA-binding transcription factor activity, RNA polymerase II-specific; RNA polymerase II cis-regulatory region sequence-specific DNA binding. Bases 182 to 2305 code for a protein of 707 amino acids. The record is from RefSeq and is a predicted model, not a curated record. The transcript has 3 exons. Lineage: Eukaryota; Metazoa; Chordata; Cladistia; Polypteriformes; Polypteridae. Gene Ontology annotation, biological process: regulation of transcription by RNA polymerase II.
UGUUCAGUUUGACUAUCCGAGCGCGCGUCUCCAGCACAAGUGCAGUGCUCCGAAUUUUGUCGCGGAGUGGGAGAGUAAAACCUUCUGAGUAAGUAAAAGGCCUGUCCAGAUAGGAAGGAGCUGCUUCCAUUUUCAAUAACAUUUAUAUAUGUGACCAUUACUGGCCCUGCUAACACAUACCAUGGAGAAAAGGACUGUAAAUGUCAAGGAAGAGGACUGUGAACAGGAGACCGCCCACCGUCCAAAGGAGAGUCUUUGCAUUAAGGAGGAGGACUGUGAGUGGGAAUGUGUCCACCCUAUAAAAGACGAUCCCUAUAUCAAGGAUGAGGAUUAUGAACUGGGGACACAGGACAUUAAACAAGACUAUGAUCAAAAGUCUGCCUGGUUUGACGUGCAGAUUGUCGACGGUGUCAAGGAAGAGGACCAUAAUGCAGAGUUCACGUGUCAAGACCAAGCAUCCCCUCAGGGCAGAUAUAGUUCUGUGAAGGUGAAGCAGGAAUCAUUAAUAUCUGAUGUGAAGAGGACUGAGGGAAUAUCUGGGAGAAUAGAAGAAGGUCACCUGUCCUCUCUGAGUCGUUUUGGAGAAAGUUCGCAACAAAGUGGCGACUUCUCCCCAUCUUCAUUUGCUCAAGCUCCGCUUCAGUGCAGACCAGAAGAACAUAUGACGCUAUCAGAACCUGAAACAGAGGGUUUAAUGCCAGUUUCUCUUCAGAGCAAUUCUCCAUCAGUUGUGAAUUUCAACAGGACGGCCAUUGUCAACACUCAUCCCCAGGUACAUGGUGCAAAUUCAGCAGUGUUGCAUAUGUGCCAAGAGUAUUAUAAUUGUGUCAAAUGUAAAUGUGAAAAUAAAGACAAUCAGUGGAGUCUCAAGACUCUGAAGCCACAUCCCUGUUCCAAUUGCAACAAACGAUUCUCACAAUUGAGCAGUCUUCAGAGACAUUUAAAAAUUAAUUUAUUUAGGAAGGAUUACCGUUGUCUUGAAUGUGGAGAAGAACUCUUAGGAAGUAGUAGUAUACACCAAUAUAAACAAACUUGCAUUGGGGAUAGAUCAUAUUGUUCUUUUGAAAGUGGCAAACAAUUCUCUGAGAGCAGAGGUGUUGGGAACCAUGAAAGAAUUCACACUUGUGAGAAACCCUAUUUCUGUCCAGAAUGUGGCAAGCAAUUCUCCAAUUGUAGUACUCUAAAAGUUCACAGCAGAAUUCACAGUGGAGAAAAACCCUAUUGUUGCUCAGAAUGUGGCAAGAAAUUCUCAGAGGGUAGAAUACUUCGGCAACAUGAAAGAGUUCACAGUGGAGAGAAGCCAUAUUUCUGUUCUGAAUGUGGCAAACGAUUCUCUCAACCCAGUCAUCUUUACCAACACUCAAGAAUUCAUUCAGGAGAGAAGCCCCAUUGUUGUUUGGAAUGUGGCAAACAAUUCUUGCACUUACGCCAUCUUCAGAAGCACACAAUAAUUCACACUGGGAAAAAGCCAUAUUGCUGUUCUGAUUGUGGAAAACAAUUCUGGCAAGUACUCAGUCUUCAGACCCACCGACGAAUUCAUACUGGGGAAAAGCUGUUUUGCUGUUCGGACUGCGGGAAGCAGUUCUUACACAGUCACAGCCUUCAGAUCCAUACCAGGAGUCACACUGGAGAGAAGCCAUAUUGCUGUUCUGAAUGUGAUAAAACUUUUUCACGAAUGGACAGUCUUCACAGACAUAAAAGAACUCACACUGGGGAGAAGCCAUAUUGCUGUUCUGAUUGUGGUAAACGAUUCUCACAAAUGGGCAGCUUGCAACUACAUAGGAGAGUUCACACAGGAGAGAAACCAUACUGUUGCUCUGAUUGUGGCAAACGAUUCUCGCAAGUGGGCAGUCUUCAGUUACACAAGAGAAAUCACACUGGAGAGAAGCCGUAUAGUUGUUCUGACUGUGGCAAACGAUUCCCUGUGUUAGGUAGUCUUCAGCAACACAAGAGAGUUCACACAGGAGAAAAGCCCUACAGCUGUUCUGAAUGUGCUGAACAAUUCUCUCUAAAGUACCUACUGGAGAGGCACAAAAGAAUUCAUAAAGGGGAGAAACCUUACUGCUGCUCUGACUGUGGCAAACAAUUCCUCGACAAGGGCAGUCUUCAGAUCCACACAAGAACUCACACUGGAGAGAAGCCGUAUUGCUGUACAGAAUGUGGCAAGCGAUUCACAAACAACAGCAGUCUUUGGAGACACACAAGAAUUCACACUGGAGAGAAACCAUAUGGCUGUACAGAAUGUGGCAAACGAUUCUUAAUCAAGAGCAGUCUUUGGAGACAUGCACAAACUCACAGGAGAUAGAUGUUAUGUGACAGCUGUGCAAUGGAGAAACAAAAAAAGAAUAUGCUUCAAAUGUAUUGUCUUGAUAUGUAAGUGAAAUUUUGGCAAAUAUCUUAGGAUCUACAGGCAUUCUGUCAAGAAACUUUUAGGCCCGUUACCAAUUUUAACCUCCUGUGAGCCUUAGAGAGAGACAUCAUUAGGAUGAUGCAAAUGCUGUGUUGAGCCAAAGCAACAAUUUAAGCAAAAAAAAAAAAAAAAAGAAAGCAUUGCAAUAAAUGACUAAUGAAUGAUUAUCUCUAUCAUGGCAGACCAUAAACAAACUCACAGGGGUGACUAACCCCCAUAAGAAAGAAUACUGCUGGUCUCAACGUGUCAGAUGAUUUUUCAGCAGUACAAACCACACAAUAAUUCACACUAGAGAGAGGUGGUAUUACUAUCCUAACUAUGGCAAACAAUUCUCUAACAAGGAACAUAUUCAGAAUUGCUUCAGAACAGAUGUCCUAGGGCCAAAUUUUUAGAGAGCAAAUAGUUUUCUUUGUGUCAAGUCCUGCUGUAACAAAGACCCACACCCUAACACAUACACACAGACAAUUCAACAGACACACUCGGGGUCGGCUUAACAACCAUUACAGGUCCUGGGACCCCUACCUACACAACCACUCAGCAAGUCACAACAUACAUAGAUUAGCAUGGGGCUGCUAUGCUCGUUGGGCCCCCAGGAAACUGCCCAGCAUGUCCAUGCAUUUAGACGGCCCUGGAUACACUCCUUCAUUUUAUCAUUCCUUAGAACAGUUUUGAUAAGUAUAGGCCAAUCAGCCCAUCAAAGCUUACCAAUCCUAUCCACCUAAUUUCUCUAAGAUAACAUCAAAUCAGCACUCUCAUCACACAUCAAGUUUAUCCAAGAUUUCAAAAUAAUGUUUAUAAAGAGUGAUAAACUCAGCAUGGACUGCCUUGUUUAUCACACCAUGUACAAAAUGUAUUCAAUGACAUAUUGUGCUCAGUAAAUGAAACAUAAAUACUUUGUCAAGUCAAUGUCUAAAAAUCAAAAGCCCAAACAGUAUAACAGUUCCAUGUAAAUUGGUGAAUACGAAGACAGUUCAGGAUAUUUUCACGUGCACAAACUCUUUUGUAAUAAUAUACUUUGCCGACAAUCACUUUGUUAGGUUUGUGAUAUUUGCUGUUGUGAUAUUUAUGCCUGUGUUAGUAUAUGGGGAAGACAUUAGCUGGUUAAUUAUUUUAAUAAAAGUAAUGUUUAAUGGACACAAAGUAACUAACUCAUAUUGUCUAAAAAGACACAAAUUACUGAUAUUUUAAUGUUCCAAAACUCUUUCUCCCUUUUCUAUUUUUAAAUGUGGUCCAACUUUAAGGCUACUUCUGUGAAAAAGUUUUAAUGGAAAGUUCAUCCAUUACUUCUGAAUAGUAGUAAAAUGGUCUUUAUUGUUGUAUUUUUGUGGAGUUACACUGUGCUUUAUUUGUAUAUUCACCUACGUGAUAUACUGUAGCUCUAGUUAGCUAUGAUGGGUGAGAAUAUAGAUAUAUCUGCUUUAUAGUGAACAGCUGCAAGGUGUUCUAGCCUGGUAUGAGCAGACUAAACAGUUAUCUGUACACCUUGGCAUCAAAGCAGGUGCCCACUCACUAUGCUGUUUCUUUUUGAAGGUGUUCCUUCUCCACCACUAACCUCUGUGGGGAUAUAACGGUCACCCACACUAGGUGUUCUUAAAUACCUUGAUCCAACCAAGCAAUAUAAACUUGCUACUACAAUAAAACCAACAGUAGGACAUGUGUUUACAAAGGGUCUUAUUGCAAGAUGUGUGUGUAUGGGUACAGAUAAUAAUGAUGAUAAGUCUGAGUGUGUAGCUGCUUAAGCGUUUCUUCAGUCCACGUGGACUGUUAACAGUGUCUGCCACUUUCAUUGGGAAAGCAGACAUCUAGUCUGAGUGAUGAUGAACAUCUGUGUUUUUCUGUGCAGCAUGCAUCCCUAACAUGAAUGCCUCUCUUCAUGUGGAGUUAACAACGAUUACACCAAACAUCAACCAUCUUCAAAUGACUGGUCACAUUUAUAUCGCAAAACUGUAUCCUUUAUCCCUAUGAUGCUACCUCUACUAAUCUUUUUCACCCCAUAAUUAAGGUGUUUUUUUGCACACUCCAGAAGUAAUAACCGAUGCGCAGUGUGAAUUGUCGGGACCUUAUAUACACAGGUAUGUGCUUUUUAAAAUGCUCUCCAGUCAAUUGAGUUUACCACAGGUGGACUCCAGUCGAGUUCUAGACGCAUGACGAGAACAACUUCAGCAAACAGGACGCACCUGACCUCAGUUUACAUGGAGUGCCAUCGCAAAGUGUCUGAAUACUUACAGGAAUGAGAGAUUGCAGGUUUUGAUUUUUAAUAAAUUUGGAGAUUUCUCUGAAAACAUGCUUUCACUUUCUCAUUAGCGGUUAUUGAAUGUGUAGGUCAAACAUGGAAAGGUUAUCAAUUUAAAACGAAAUCUGGAACAUAAUAAAGUGUGCAGAAAUUGAUGGGGUCUGAAUACUUUUAUUAAUCCACCGUAUAUUGAAUUUAUUGUGUUGGUGAAGGGAGACUAAACGUUUACUUGUGCGUGGCAUCGCCCCCCUUCGGUCUCACAUACGAGUAACUGCUGGCUUCAGUCACCAAAGGAG